AUGACCACUUCAACCGCCAACCACGACCUAAAAGAAAACAUCAAAAGAGCCUACGAUGACAUCGCCGACAAAUAUCUCACCUGGACCGAACAUUCUCACAAAGUCCGCCUUGCAUACGUGAACACCCUCCUCCAAAACCUCAACUCAACAACCGAAACAAUAAUCCUCGAACUAGGCUGCGGCGCCGGCGUCCCAGUCACACAACUUCUAUCUUCUAACGAGAAUUUCAGAGUAACAGCAAACGACAUCUCCUCUGCCCAAAUCGCACUGGCAAAACAAACCCUGCCGGAGUCUGUGACCUUGAUAGAAGGCGACAUGAUGGGCCUUGACUUCGCGAAUGAAUCUUUCGAUGCUGUAUUGGCCAUGUACUCUAUUUUCCAUUUGCCGCGUGAGGAGCAGGUGACCAUCCUGAGGAGGAUCUUUGGGUGGUUGAAACCAGGCGGUUUCAUUUUGGCUAAUUUUCCGGCCGGGGAGUUUGAUAGUCAGUUUAAUGAAGCUUGGUUGGGGGGCCAGAAGGGGGUUAUGCAUUGGAGUGGAUGGGGGAAGGAGAAGAUUGGGGUUAUUCUUAAGGACGUGGGUUUUGGGAUCAUUGUUGAUGAGGUUGUUGUUGAUUCUGAGGAGGCUGAUCAUGACGUUGCUUUUCAGUGGGUUUUGGCGAAGAAGGAAGUAUAG
Molecule: messenger RNA, 672 nt
Organism: Penicillium antarcticum
Lineage: Eukaryota; Fungi; Ascomycota; Eurotiomycetes; Eurotiales; Aspergillaceae
Product: class I SAM-dependent methyltransferase
Exons: 1
Coding region: 1-672 (223 amino acids)
Source: RefSeq, a predicted model, not a curated record